This is a messenger RNA of Cyprinus carpio (common carp), 2973 nucleotides long. RefSeq names its product pleckstrin homology domain-containing family G member 7-like. Lineage: Eukaryota; Metazoa; Chordata; Actinopteri; Cypriniformes; Cyprinidae. The record is from RefSeq and is a predicted model, not a curated record. Gene Ontology annotation, molecular function: guanyl-nucleotide exchange factor activity. Gene Ontology annotation, biological process: Rho protein signal transduction.
UACUUUCUUACCUAUCUCUCUAAAGAAACAUGAGGUCAUUACGCAGUUGGUGACUAGCUACACUGCUGCUUGGUGCGCACCGCACGCUGGGGAUUAUAUAUAUCAACACAAUACAGCUAUGCUCCACCUCCAUUGACCUUAGGCGACAAGGCAGUAGAGCAGAGCCGACCUCCCUCACACAAUACCAGCUGAGCUCCACAGCUGUGCUACAGUACAUAUUUCAUACGCUUAUUUCACUUUAAACGGAGCUGGAUUCUGUUGUAAAGUGUAAUAUUUUGCGGAUAAAUAGCCGGUGUGAAACACUGUACAUUUGGUCCAGUUAUUUUCCCUCCAGCAGCCCGAGUCUCAUCACCCGGGAACGACUGAGCGAAGCUCCAGAGACAUGGAUUUUGGGAUUGGACACAUUUUUGUGGGAAUGACUCCAGCCAAACUUGCAUCUGAUUCGAAUCAGUCUUCUGUUGUUGGAUAUAAUGCCAGAUUACUCAAGAUGACGGAGUUUAAUUAUGCGUUCAUAAACGAAAACGGGAAGGAAGUGGAUAAAACUUUGGACUGGAGUUACAUAGAUUGGCAUAAAAUGAAAACAAUCAAAGGGACGGAUGCACAGACCCAAACCCAAUGUGUACAAAGUGAGGACAAAGACACACAAACAGCUAGUCCUUUCAUAAUGCGAAUAGAUUUAGGAAGGACACCUUCCAGACUGAGGUAUUGUUCCCUUACAGAGUCUGACAGCAUGCCAGCACACUUAUUUCAGUUUGACAGACAAGCCCCAGCCCGAAUCUCCACGUCCCCCACUCUGAGGAGGAUGAGGAGCACGAGAAUCUCCUACCGAGAUCCAAGCAAGUUGGAUGGUCCUUUAGGAGAGGAUUCUCCCACUCCCGCGAGUCCCCUUUCUCCCUUAUUUCAGCAGAAAUCACCACUGGCGGUUCAGUCAGAUAGAGAGAGCAGGAACUUUGAAUCUUCAGUGAUUCAUGGGAGAGUUAGAUCACACAGAUCAAAGACCAUUGACAAUGGCGUCAUUUGCAAAAGCAAAGAGUCUUGUGAUUCAAAAGAGCCAGAUUCUGAUGAUAAUGAGAACACAACGGAAGACAAUGACCAGGUCAAGGACCCCUGUCAUAAAAGGGUGCAGGAGAGGAGGAGGAGCUCCGUGGUUGUGAGUCUUCCUGGAUUGGAUGUUUCCCCUGGAGAUUUGUUUGUGUCCAAUGGCGCUGCUGAUAUUUUAAAUAAAUCAGCCUAUUCAGACACUAAGAAAUCAAAGUGGCCCUUCUCAAGGCGUAGCACACAAACAAAAGGGAAGACUCGCAGCAUAGCUGACAUUGACAAGUGUUUGGCUGGCAUUCAAAUCCAGGAAUGGCGAGACACAGACUUUCAGACGUAUAAGGAUAAGUCUUUGGAGGACUUUUUGAGGGGUCACUCUGAACUGGGAGCAGCGGAGAAUCCAAAAGCCUACCGUAAACAGGAAGCCAUUUGGGAACUUUUCACCAGUGAAUGUGUCUACUUCCUUGAUCAGCUCAUGGUUUUAAAAGAGGUGUUUUUGACCACACUAACAGACCUUCAGAUGAGAGAGUGUCUUCAGGACAUUGACUCCUGGAGGCUCUUUGCAAAUCUCAAUGAGCUCUGUUUGGUUAGCUUCGGCUUCCUUACUAGUUUCUUGCGUGUCAUUAAGGAGAUGUGGACCAAUCCAGACAGCUAUAGUACUCAGUCUCUUCUUGAACUCCUUAGAAAGGCGUUUGGUGAGAGCAUUUGCCAUUGUCUGCAGAAAUACUGCCUGAAUUACAGUACGGCCAUCCUUUAUCUGGACAGCCUGAAGCUCAGAGAGGACUUUGGCUUCUUCCUGAAGUGGUGUGAACGAAACGAGCAGUGCCGCAGACUGCAGUUGAAGGAUCUGCUGGUGGCUCCUCUGCAGAGAUUUACGCGGUACCCUCUGCUGUUGAAGAACAUAGGGAAGAAGAGUUGCUCAGAGGCUGAGGAGAACACCAUACAGAGCAUCGUGGAUCUCAUUGACAGAGCCAUCUAUGAUCUUGAAGGAAAAGUGAAGUGGUUGGACAACUACCAGAAGGUGAAACAGCUGAAGGAAGCUCUGGUGUGGCUUCCUGUGUGGGAGCAAGACAAGAGGGCACAUGUCCCUGAGAAUCUGAAGCACUUGCUAAAAGCUGUAACUCUGGAGAACCUGCUGUCUCACCGUAUUCUUCUGCAUGAUGGGAAGCUCGUUCUCAUAGAAAAUGCCAAGAUGCAUGAGGUCUACCUGUUUCUCUUUGACCAAUUCCUUCUAAUCACGAAGAUCAAGCGAAGCAAAAAGAAGUCUGGCGUGGUGGAGUCGAACCCCCUGCGUCUGGCUGCGGGCCAAGAGCUUGAGUUCUUAUUACAGGAGAGCUGUAGUUUGAUUGUCCUGGACCAGCCCAUCUCUCUGGACCGCCUGCAGUUAAAGAACAUAGACCAGCUCAACGCCACAGCAUCUGGUCUGCCCAAUUCCUUCAUAGUAAUGCACCAGAAUCGUUACCAGCAAUGCAUCGGAGUCUUCAUUCUGCAAGCCCAGACUGAAUCUGUGAAGAAAGCGUGGGUGUCGGAGAUUGAGGAUGCCAUCAGUUCCCUACUGAAGCAGGACUCUCAGCAGCCGCGGCUCAAGAACUCUUUUCUGGAGUCUACACAGAUCUAAUUUAUACAGAGACUUUCUCCCAGAGUGCCAAUGAACCACCACAGUACACAAAGGCAUUUCAUGUAGUUUAAAGGAAAAGUUUGCCCCACAAAGAAAAUUCAGUCAUCAUUAAUUCACCUCAUAUCAUUCCAAACCUAACUGGCUUUUAAUAGAAUGUCUGAACUGUUCAUUUCUAUAAAACAGAACUGAAGCUGUCAAGUUCUGAAAAGGACAGAAAUCACCAUGAAAGUAUUUAAGUCUUCUGAAUAUGACUCACAUUGUGCAAAAGUAACUUAUUAUAUCUUAGAAAGAAAGUCACAGGGGUUUGAAACAACAUUUUU